CUUUGCUCCAGGUCGCAGAGGGAUUUGGAGAAAGAUAUGUCCUCCUAGCGCAGGGACAAGUCCGGCGACUUAUCCUUCAGGAAUGGUCUGUCUGGCGAGGAUGACAGGAUUUUAUUUACUGGAAGCAAGGUAAGAUUUAACUGAAUAAUGUCAGUUUGACUUUCAAUAAUUUAUCUAAACGUUUUCUGGAUUAUGUGUUGCCAGUAGCAGCAUAACUUCUUCAUACAGGCAGAUUCCAUUGAGUCUACAAGCACCUGACUCGCUGAGCACUACACCCUGGCUUCAACCCUUCACCAGUCCAAGGUCAAUGACCGGAUAACAUCUGUCAACAUUUUCUGGUUCUACUGUUCCAGGUUGGCGGACACAGAGGAGAACCCGAAACACACCCAGCCCUGAGGACAAGUAGACUACGCGACACACCCUGCCCUGAGGACAACUCCAGAUAUACUACAUUUUAAUUUAGACCAGGACAGACAACAACCAGGCCCCACACACAAACACACUCUGGAAACCAAACGACCUGGUGGUGCUGGUGCCUAGCCUCACCCAGUUAAUAACAAUGGUCUGGUCCGUUCCAAUCUGAUUGACACAGACUGACUGUCUGGCUGGUUUGGGUGUUUUGUGACGCUCCUCUAUACGUUCAUCAUCAUUGUAUCUGAUUUUGAAGAGCUGAAGGACUCACCAUGAACCUGACUGUGUGAAGUUGAGCCCUCGACUGCCAAGGACCGCUUAGACUACUGCCCUCUUAAGGGCCGUGUGUGCUCACUGGUCGAUCAUGGGUAAGGAGCAGGACCUCCUGGUGGCAGUGAAGAGUGGAGACAUCCUCCUGGCCCACAAACUCCUGGCCAAGGUCACAUACAACAAAAGCAAGUUGCUGGGCUCCACAAAGAGGCUCAACAUCAACUAUCAGGACUUAGAUGGGUUUUCAGCGUUACACCAUGCAGCUCUAACAGGCACCACUGAGCUGCUGUCACUACUACUGGAGGCUCAGGCCACGGUGGACAUCAAAGACAUUAAUGGUAUGCGUCCGCUACAUUAUGCAGCUUGGCAGGGUAAAGCUGACUCUGUGUUGCUGCUGCUGAGAGCUGGAGCCUCUGUUAACACACUGUCACAGGACGGACACAUACCUCUACACCUGUCUGCACAGUACGGACACUACCAGGUGUCUGAGAUGUUACUCCAGCACCAGUCUAAUCCCUGUCUGGUGAACAAUGCCAACAAGACUCCUCUGGACCUGGCCUGUGAGUUUGGCAGACUCGAGGUUGCUCAAUUGUUAUUGAACAGCAACAUGGUGGUAGCUCUGUUGGAGGGGGAGGGGCUAGACGGUUUAGACAAUGCCUCCUCCAACACGCCCCUUCACCUGGCCGCUCGCAACGGACACAAAGACAUCAUCAGGGUGCUACUGAAGGCUGGUAUAGACAUCAACAGAACGACUCAUGCUGGCACCUGUCUGCACGAGGCUGCCCUCUACGGCAAGACUGAAGUAGUGUGUCUGCUGCUGGACGCUGGUAUUGAUGUGAAUCUGCGUGACACCUACAACCAGACAGCUCUGGACAACGUUAACCAGUUCACCACCUCAUCAGCCAGCAAGGACAUCAAGAUAAUACUACGAGAAGCGUUAGGGUUUCUCCAGGUGAGAGCUGUGAAGGACUACUGGAACCUUCAUGACCCUACAGCCCUCAACCUCCGUGCUGGAGACCUCAUCAUGGUGUUGGAGCAGCACACGGACGGGCGGUGGAAAGGUCAUAUCCAUGACAACCAGAGAGGAACGGACCGGGUCGGAUACUUCCCUCCGUCUGUAGUGGAGGUCAUCAGCCAGAGAACAGGGGGUUCUGUCUCAUGUCAGGUCUCGUUACCAAGCCAAUGGCAGCAGCACUUCCUGUCAAGAGCUCCUCCCACCAGUAUUGGCUCCGCCCCCCAGAUUGAGGACUCCUACGCCUUGUACUAUGACCACGCAGCAGGAGACAGGAACAGUGUUGGCAGUGCAGGCAGCAGUGCAGGCAGCAGUGCAGGUAGUGUGGGCAGCAGUCGUAGUGCUGGCAGCGGGCAGAGCUCAGAGAACGGCUUCGGACCGAAUGGGACGCACAAGCUGGCUCCCUCUGUUGGUGAGUCCAGAGAACAGCAGUUUCCCCCUGCAGGACCAGACCCCAGCAAACAACCUGAUGGACAUACAGGUGGUCAGAGUCGUCAAGUCAGUGGUGGUACUCGUUUGGGGGAGCAGAGUGGCUUCAUGUGUCCAGACAUGGUCCUGGUGGGCAGCGACUCUGAGGCCAUCUACCAAUGGUUGUGUGAGUUCCAGCUGGAGAGCUACACUGCCAACUUCCUCACAGCAGGAUACGAUGUACUUACUGUCAGUAGGAUGACCCCAGAGGACCUGACUGCCAUCGGUGUGACCAAACCAGGCCACCGAAAGAAGAUCUCCAUGGAGAUAGGCAACCUGAACAUCCCAGAGUGGCUGCCUGACUACACCCCUUCUGAGCUGUCAGAGUGGUUGAGUGCGAUCGGUCUCCCUCAGUACCAGAAGAGACUGUGUGAGAAUGGCUAUGACACCAUCAGCAUCGUCAAGGAUAUCACCUGGGAGGACUUAUCAGAGAUAGGAAUCACCAAGCUGGGUCAUCAGAAGAAGCUGAUGUUAGCCGUGAAGCGUUUAUGUGACCUGCAUCGUUCUUGUCACCAUGCCAACGGCUCCGACACGCUCCGGCAUAAACCUACCACGGUGCCUAUUGAGCCCCCCGAGAUCCCCUACGACUGCUGCCCCCUUUCCCCUCACACCCCCAGGACACCCUUCCCCUCAUUCCAUGACAGCGAGCUGAGCACAGAGGUACAGAACACCAUGAUGGGGAGGGCAGCAGGAGGAGGAGUGGGGAGAUGGGGGUUUGGGAUGGGUGUGAGGGAGAGCAUUAGCCAGGAGAGCAUCGGAACGCGCUCCCACGGAUCUGGGAAUUCUGGAAAAUCUGGGAAUUUUACUGGAUAUUCCCAAGAGCUUCACCAACAGACUCUGGCAUCGGCUGGAGUGCACAGUCGCUCGGACGAAAGCUUGGGAGGAGGGGGAAGGAGACAGGGGGGAGGAGGUAGUCCAGGGAGAGACCGACAGAGACUCACAGAGGUGUGGCCAGACCAGAAGCGCUACCCCCAGCCACCCACUAAACUACCCAUCACCCCCCUCACCCCUCCUCUCACCCCCAGCUCGAUGCCACGCUUCGCCUACCCAGACGUGCAUAGUAAACCCAAACCUUGCAAGCCCCCUGCCCACCCUCACCCCUUUUCCUCUCCCCAGGCCUCCCCCACACAGAGGGCCUUCAACUACCUCCACACCCAGGAAGGAGGCACCUAUCUGUGCCAACGUGGUCUACCCAAGCCCCAGGCUGGAGCAAUCCCCCUCCCAGGACAAGGCCUCAACACAGAGGCUCUUAAGAAACGCACCCAGAGUCUGUCCCGCUACGCCCUGUCAGAUGGGGAACCGGAAGACGACGAGUCAUCACUGCAGGAAUCCGUCCCUCCGGUGACCAUGCCCUCGUACGCAACACUAGGACGCAAAACAGGCUGCGGCCAAUCAAAUUCCUCCGCCGUCCAACGCCACAUCAGCCGGAGCCACUCAUCCGCUGUCCGCUCUCGCCGCAAAGGCCCGCCCCCACCGCCACCUAAGAGGAUGAGCUCGGUGAGUGGCAGCCAGGCCAGUGAAUCAGGAGUGGCAGUAGUGUCAGGGCAGGUGGAGGUGGGAGGGGUGGAGACAGAGAGUGCAGGCAGUGUGAGAAGCAUCGCAGCCAGGCUACAGGGGUCCAGGCCCGGGGGCAGCCCCUCUAAGGGGGUAGUGUUACCCUCCCCUCACACCCCCACCCUCGCCUCCCACAAACCUGUACCCGCUCUGGGGCUGGGAGGCCUGAGGAGGAUGGGUGGCGAGCGGAGGGAUAGAGAUGGAGGGAUAAAGAAAAGCCCAGAAGAGGAGGAGAGAGUGCGGAAGGAUGGUUCAGUAUUGGAAAGCUCUACAUCACCUCAGAGUAGCUCCAAUGAGAACCUCCCUUUUGCGGAGGAGGGCAACCUCACCAUCAAACAACGGCCCAGGAUGGGAGCAGGCUUCCGGUCAGACUCUGAAAUCCAACCCCGGGCUUCUCCAGAAGACCCAAAAAUGCAGGCCUCAAAGUCCUUGGGGGUCCCUGAGUUCAACCUCAAAGAAUCGGACACGGUCAAACGACGGCGUCAGCCCAAAGACCGGGACACACACACACUGGACGAGAUCUUCACCGCCAGCGAAGACGACGGACACACACAGCCACACACACACAGCCGGUCCAACGGCUUCCACACACACACAAACGGAGACAAGCAAGAGGAGGAAGCAGGUGUGAAGUCAGGGAGCUGUUUACAGAGAACAGAAUCGACAGGGAAAGGCCAGAAACCACCCCUGUCGUCCAAACCAACCAGCCCUGUCCUCAAACCUAUCCUCACCCCUAUACCAGCCAGUCAACAGAAGACCGUGACAGGCAGCACACAGAACCAUAUAACAGCCAGUCAAAAUACACACACAACCACCUGUAUACCAGGCAAUUCACAGAAACCAGUAACAGCAACCAAAGCAGGCAUUCAGCAGAGAACAGUAACAUCCAGGCCAACGAAUCAGAUGCCUGCUACUGUCUCUGCCUCUACACUUCCCCAGCUCAGCUCAUCCAUAACCUCAGCCCCUACAGCCCAGGCAACCCGCGCUCCAUCCUACCGCACCUUGGUGCCUCCAGGCCAGGCAGGGAGAGCAGGAAAGGCCCAGGCUGGUGAGGCCUGCUCGGAGGUGUUGGUUCAGAAGAGGCUGGUUGAGACCAACACAUCACUGGAGGCAGCGCUGAAAGUUGUAGAGAGAAAAGCGUCUCAGGAUGACUGCACUGACGGUGGCAGCAGCACAGUGAAAGCAGCAGGGAAUAUCCUGGAUGACAUCGGCAACAUGUUUGAUGACCUCGCCGACCAACUGGAUGCCAUGUUGGAGUAAAUACCUCCUCUUCACUCAAGGCAACCUGAAUAGGACCCGUAGGAUUGGGUUGCAAAUUGCACCCUCUUCCCUAUAGAGCCCUGGUCAAAAGAAGUGCACUAUAUAGGGAAUAGGGGGCCAUUUGGGAUGCAUCGCUUGAAUUGAUUAGACUGAUGCACUGAUCUGCAUGUUUCAUAGGGUGGAUGAGAGAAAGUAGGAGCGGGGAGAGGAAGAGGGAGGGAAAGUGAAAGGGCGAAGGGGGGGCAAUGGGGUGAAGAGAGCAGUCACAAUGUGGAGAACCACUGACUGCACUUGAAAGAGUGUGGAUAUCAUUAACACACACAUCGGGACUUGCCUUAACUGGAGCGCAUAACCCUGAAUCAAUGGUUUUGCUUGGCAAAGACAGCACAAUAACAAAGAACAAUUUACUGUGUUUUAUAACAUAGAGCACGGGUUUAUGACAUAGAGCACGGGUUUAUGACAUAGAGCACGGGUUUAUGACAUAGAGCACGGGUUUAUGACAUAGAGCACGGGUUUAUGACAUAGAGCACGGGUUUAUGACAUAGAGCACGGGUUUAUGACAUAGAGCACGGGUUUAUGACAUAGAGCACGGGUUUAUGACACAGAGCACGGGUUUAUGACACAGAGCACGGGUUUAUGACACAGAGCACGGGUUUAUGACAUAGAGCACGGGUUUAUGACACAGAGCACGGGUUUAUGACACAGAGCACGGGUUUAUGACACAGAGCACGGGUUUAUGACAUAGAGCACGGGUUUAUGACACAGAGCACGGGUUUAUGACACAGAGCACGGGUUUAUGACAUAGAGCACGGGUUUAUGACAUAGAGCACGGGUUUAUGACAUAGAGCACGGGUUUAUGACACAGAGCACGGGUUUAUGACAUAGAGCACGGGUUUAUGACAUAGAGCACGGGUUUAUGACAUAGAGCACGGGUUUAUGACACAGAGCACGGGUUUAUGACAGAGCACGGGUUUAUGACAGAGCACGGGUUUAUGACAUAGAGCACGGGUUUAUGACAUAGAGCACGGGUUUAUGACAUAGAGCACGGGUUUAUGACAUAGAGCACGGGUUUAUGACAUAGAGCACGGGUUUAUGACACAGAGCACGGGUUUAUGACACAGAGCACGGGUUUAUGACACAGAGCACGGGUUAAUGACACAGAGCACGGGUUAAUGACAUAGAGCACGGGUUUAUGACAUAGAGCACAGGUUUAUGACAUAGAGCACAGGUUUAUGACAGAAUGAGUGGCUUUGCUACAUCUUUGCUCUGAGCCAACCAGAUUUUACCACAAAGGGAUUAAGGGUCCAUGUUUAACAUUUAUUGUAAAUUAUAUCAUAUUCUCGUCUUAAACUUUACCCAAUCGUAUGUUGUGUGUCAAUAUUCUUACAUGAGACUCUUAAAUGUUACUGAAAACUGAGAUUUUGUUGUUUUUACGUUGCAUUUUUUUGUUUUACAAAGGCAGCACCUAUUCUCUUCAAAAUAUACUAUACGUGAUGUUAGGAGUAACUAUGGUAAUUAGAAAAGUACUUUGUAAAUAAAUAAAUAAAAGUUUUAUGAUAACAUGUAAUAUAUUCUGAACAAAAAUAUAAACGCAACAUUUUCAAAUCAAAAUGUAUUUGACACAUGUGGCGAAUGGCAAUGAGUAGUCUGGGUAGCCAUUUGAUUAGCUGUUCAGAGUCUUAUGGCCUGGGGGUAGAAGCUGUCUAGAAGCCUCUUGGAUCUAGACUUGGCAAUCCGGUACCGCAGAGAGAACAGUCUAUGACUAGG
Oncorhynchus mykiss (rainbow trout) is the source of this 6742-nucleotide messenger RNA. The record is from RefSeq and is a predicted model, not a curated record. NCBI's taxonomy places the organism in Eukaryota, Metazoa, Chordata, Actinopteri, Salmoniformes, Salmonidae.